Molecule: messenger RNA, 486 nt
Organism: Ostreococcus lucimarinus CCE9901
Lineage: Eukaryota; Viridiplantae; Chlorophyta; Mamiellophyceae; Mamiellales; Bathycoccaceae
Exons: 1
Coding region: 1-486 (161 amino acids)
Source: RefSeq, a predicted model, not a curated record
AUGGUUCGAUCGACGGAUGAUAUGCUGGACGAUUUGGAGGCGCGAGAACCGCCGGGCGCCGUCGCGGCGUGGGCGCUGAGUAAACGCGCGGAAUCCGUGGUGGGGAAUCCGGCGGUGAAGAAGACGGUGGACGUCGUCGGUAAGGUUGGCGUGGCGGCCGUGCGCGCGGCGGCGCCCGUGGUGGCGGAUGGCGCGGGGAAGGUGGUGAAGGAAGGGUCGAAAUUAGCCGUCAAGGCGGCGGUGAGCGCGGCGACGGCCAAGGUUGGAUACGACAAGCGCGAACGCGAGAAAGAACGAUCGACCCCGUUCGGGGGGCUGCUGGGAGGGAAUAAGAAGACGCCGCCGCUGGAAUCCGAGAGGGAGAAGAAGAAAAACCCAUUCGCGUUCCCGUCGCUCGCGAAGAAACCAGAACCCGAACCGCCGAGAGGCUUGUUUGGGCGCAAGAAGGAUGACAAGCCGAAGAGAGGAUUCUUCGGCGGGAAGUAG